AUGGCGUUUCCACCAUCCCACAGCCCUCCCACCACCAGGGAUUAUCCCACUCCAGCUGCACCUCCAGAUUUUCCCACCACAACGUCGGACUCGCCAUCUGAUCCUAGCCAACCUCUGCCUGCUUUCCUGAGCCCCCACUUUCCUGACCUCAGUUCCGACGAGCCAGACCGCGUGUUUCCCAUUAGGUCCGUCAUCUCUGUUGACCCGACGGCUUCGACCGCUUCAACCACUCAGGCGGCGCCCCCGCAAUGGCAGCAACAACCUCCUAGGUCAUCGUCUCCCAUAAAGGAAGGCGCGCGUGAAUACUCUAUUAUUGACCAGACGACAUGGGAUGCUUCGAGGGGGCAAGAAGAGCAUACACGGACGUAUGAGGGCUCGCCUCCUGAGUCGGCAGGCGCGGUGGGUAUAGUCGAGGACAACAAGGAAAUAUGGAAGAGCGCACGGCAUCCCGUGAUCGAGAGUAUCUCGGGCGACGGGAAUAGUAGCUUCACGUCAAGCACUGAUGGUGGCGUCCCCGUUUCCAGGGAUGAUCCUCCGCGAAGCACAGCGGUGGCGCACGGCGAACCAGAUUUGGUCACUUCUCGAUUUCAACAUGUUGUUACCGAGGCGGGCCAUGCUAUCAUAACAGGACGCGACGGUGACAAUUUUCAAUACUGUGAAGAUGAGCCGAUCCAUAUUCCGGGUGCCGUACAAAGUUUCGGCGUCCUGAUUGCACUGGAAGAGGAAAGAGAAGGGAAGCUGGUUGUCCGAAUUGUUAGCGAGAAUUCGGCGGCUUUGUUAGGCUACACGCCGAAGCAACUUUUUGCUCUGGAGAGUUUCACUGAUAUACUCACCGAAGAACAAGAGGAUAACCUUCUCGACCACGUUGAUUUCAUCAGAGACGAAUCGUGCGACCCAAGAGUUCAUGGACCUGAGGUUUUUAUAGUGUCCAUUGCAAACCCAGAGGGUGAAACUAGGAAGUUUUGGUGUGCGAUGCAUGUGAAUGAUGCAAAUAACAACCUCAUCGUUUGUGAGUUCGAAUUUGAGGAUGAUCAAAUCUUUCCGUUGAAUGUCUCGGGACAAACCACCCCCGAGGAGCCCUCUGAUACCUUAGGAAUUGAUCCAACACCUGAAGAACUUGCGGCUAGUACGGUCAACAUGAGUCGUCCUCUAAGAGUUCUGCGGAAUGCUCGAAGGCGCAAGGGUGAAGCCGCAGCUAUGAAGGUUUUCAAUAUUUUGUCGCAAAUUCAAGAGCAACUCUCGGCCGCCCCAACACUGGAUAUGCUUCUGAACACGGCAACAGGGUUGGUGAAAGAACUCACUGGUUUUCAUCGUGUCAUGAUUUAUCAGUUCGACAGCAGCUGGAAUGGGUUGGUCGUCGCCGAACUCGUAGAUCCUCGAGCCACCAAAGAUCUUUACAAAGGGUUACAUUUUCCGGCGUCUGAUAUUCCAAGACAGGCCAGGGAGUUGUACAAAAUCAAUAAGGUCAGGUUGCUAUAUGAUCGCGAUAUGAGCACUGCGCGUCUUGUGUGCCGAGCCGUGAAAGAUCUUGAGACACCUUUAGAUAUGACACAUGCAUACUUGAGAGCAAUGUCUCCCAUUCAUAUCAAGUAUUUGGCUCACAUGGAUGUACGCGCCUCGAUGUCUAUCAGUGUGACCGCUUUCAACGAGUUGUGGGGCCUAAUAUCUUGUCAUUCGUACGGAGGGCUGGGCAUGAGAGUAUCCUUUCCAAUACGCAAAAUGUGUCGCUUGAUCGGUGACACUGUUUCUCGCAACAUUGAGAGACUGUCCUAUACAUCCCGUCUACAGGCCCGAAAAUUGAUCAACACCGUUCCCACGGAAGCGAAUCCUUCAGGUUACAUCAUCGCCUCGUCCGAUGAUCUUCUGAAGCUGUUCGAUGCGGAUUAUGGCGCCCUUUCAAUCCGUGAUGAGACUAAACUUCUGGGUCGUUUAACUCAUACGCCAGAAAUCUUAGCUCUACUGGAAUACCUCAAAUUGCGCCAGCUUAAUUCCGUACUUGCAUCUCAGGAUGUGAUCAAGGACUUCCCUGACCUACGCUAUCCUCCCGGCUUCAAGCAUAUUUCGGGCUUGCUCUAUGUACCUCUCUCUGCUGGAGGUCGGGACUUCAUUGUAUUCUUCAGACGUGGGCAGUUGACAGAAAUCAAGUGGGCGGGCAACCCGUAUGAAAAAGAAAUGAAAAGAGGGACGGCUGCCUAUCUAGAACCUCGCAAGAGCUUCCAGACUUGGCGUGAAACUGUUUUGAGUCGCUCGCGAGAGUGGACAGAAACAGACAUUGAGACUGCGGCAGUUCUUUGCCUCGUCUAUGGAAAAUUCAUUGAAGUGUGGCGUCAAAAAGAGGCGGCUAUGCAGAGCACUCAACUAACCAAACUCUUAUUGGCCAAUUCAGCUCACGAAGUCCGAACUCCUCUGAAUGCUAUUGUCAAUUACUUAGAGAUAGCUUUGGAAGGGUCCUUGGAUGCUGAAACUCGCGAUAAUCUUGCCCGAUCUCAUUCUGCAUCCAAGUCUUUAAUUUACGUUAUCAAUGACUUGCUCGAUUUAACCAACACUGAAAAGGGACAGAAUCUUAUCAAAGACGAGGUGUUUGAUAUCCAUGAUACUUUCAGAGAGGCCACAGAGAUGUUUGAAGGCGAGGCCAAACGGAAAAACGUCACGUACAGCUGUAAUGUAUCUCCGGGCCUUCCCAAGUCUGUUCUUGGCGACCAGCGCCGAGUUCGCCAGGUCAUAGUCAACUUAAUUUCGAAUGCUAUCCAGCAUACUGAAUCUGGACACAUAUACGUCGAUAUAUGGCGUAAUGCGGCUCAACCUGAUCACCAUGGGUCAAUGGAGAUCGAAUUGGCUGUCCACGACACUGGCUCAGGGAUGUCGCCGACUACGGUCGACGCACUCUUUCGAGAUUUGGAGCAAGUGUCCUCUGAAGAAGAGAACUACUACUACGACAAAGACGACGGGAAUCACGAAGCGGAAGGAAGUGGUGGCAAUCGUGUUUUGGGCCUUGGUUUAGCUUUGGUCGCUCGUAUUAUCCGUAACAUGCAUGGACAAUUGAGCGUGAAGUCGGAAGAAGGAAAGGGCAGUCGCUUCAAGAUUAUGCUUAGGUUCCCCGUGCCUACGGAUGAAUCGAGGUCUGCUGGUGCGGAAGUAGCAGGUCCAGAAGCUGCAGACAACCCGACCACGCCGCCGUUGACAGAGGGGGAGGUCAUGCUGGUUGAUAGCAACACACGUCCCAAGAGCAGCCAGCGACGACAUAGCGCAGAGAGUAAUCGAAGUGGUGGCAGUUUUGGCAGUUCUCGUAGUGGUCGAAGCGAAGCCGAUCGUCUCAUCAGCGCGAUACAAGAACCGACUUUUGUUAACACCCGAGCCGAGUCGCCAGAACUGAAAAAGCCGGAGCCUCCCAGCCCUGAUGCUGCAAGAAAAACUCUCGAUGUUAGCCCACCGACACGAUCAGCAUCCAGUUCGUCAAAAGAAAAUGCACCAGUUCUUCUUGGUCUUCCUCAACAGACCGACCUGCGUCCCAUGAUGCCCCUUGGUUCCCCUCCUCUUCCUGGACAAGAAGCAGUCACAGAUUCGGGCAUACCAUUGAGAGCUCUGAGAGUAGACGAAACACAGGUCGAAAGACCGCCUUCACCCCCACAGCUUGCUCGACAAAGGUCGACGUCCGUGGCUAUAAUGUCCGAUACUUCUCACACAGGGAUCACAUCACCAGUUGCAGGAUCAGAGCUAUCUCUGCUUGAUUCUCUACAUGUGCUUGUUGCCGAAGAUGAUCCGGUGAACAGCAAAAUUGUGCAGAAGCGGCUCGAAAGAUGUGGACAUACGGUACACUUGACUGUGAAUGGAGAAGAAUGUGCCCUUGCAUACCGUGCUAACUCAAAGGCAUUUGAUGCGAUUCUGAUGGAUAUUCAGAUGCCUAUCGUGGACGGUAUGGAUGCGACGAAGAUGAUUCGAGAAUUUGAACAAUCUUACCCUGACUACACCAUGUCUGACAAGGCCAAGCCACUCGGGCGAGUCCCAAUAUUUGCGGUGUCAGCAUCACUCGUGGAAAAAGAUGCGCAGAAGUAUGUUGACACUGGAUUUGAUGGAUACAUUAUGAAGCCAAUUGACUUUCGACGUGUCAAUUCUGUUCUCUCCGGGCUGCAGGCUGACACUGAGAGAGAGGCACUUACAUACGUACCAGGGAAUUGGGAAAUUGGUGGCUGGUUUGAGCGAGCGAGCAAGGAUGACCAAUAA
Molecule: messenger RNA, 4221 nt
Organism: Talaromyces atroroseus
Lineage: Eukaryota; Fungi; Ascomycota; Eurotiomycetes; Eurotiales; Trichocomaceae
Exons: 2
Coding region: 1-4221 (1406 amino acids)
Biological process (GO): phosphorelay signal transduction system; regulation of DNA-templated transcription; detection of visible light
Molecular function (GO): protein binding; phosphorelay sensor kinase activity
Source: RefSeq, a predicted model, not a curated record